This is a messenger RNA of Iphiclides podalirius (scarce swallowtail), 1953 nucleotides long. The record is from the annotation of a GenBank genome assembly. Lineage: Eukaryota; Metazoa; Arthropoda; Insecta; Lepidoptera; Papilionidae.
AUGGUGACAUUGAUGCCGUGUAGCUACCUCGGCGGAGCGUCCCCAAGAUGCAGCCUGGACCACACCGAGCCAAAGACAAAAAGGGCAAGACCUGAUUCAGGCACUGAUGUUCGGUUGUCGGGCGAGGCCAACGCCAGCCCGUGCGAGUCAGAGUCCACUUCCGAUUCGCCGCCGUCCCUGCUGCAGGAUGCGACGUUGCCAGCUCUCCUAGUCUCCGGCGCGUCCACACUGUUCCAGCCCGCGACCAGCGCCGGCGCCGCUCUGGGCCUCGCCGACGGGCUAAGCCUGCCACAGGAGGACUGCAGCCUGGCGAAUGGUUGCACGAGCGCCCUAAGCGGUCUCGCCUUGCCGCUCACCUCGUCCGGCGGGCUCUGCUCCACAACGUCCUCGUCCGUCGCCUGGUUGAUGAAUGACGAUAGCACGGGUGGUGGCGUCAAGAGCGAAGUGCGCAGCCCAGGGCUGUGCGAAGCCGACGUGGCUUUAUACGGCGAAACGCUGCCCUACGACCAAUCCGCCCUGCCCUACCAGUAUUACAAUAGCAUGCAGCAAUAUGGCGGCGGAGGUGCGGCCUCGUCGUACGUCAGCUCCACCUUGUACAACCAGCCUUACGCCGCUUACCCGCCGCCGCACAACACUAACAAUAGAUCAUCUUGUAAAGCGACACCGACAUAUCUAAGCGCUUACGGCGUGAGCAGCGUGGGUACCGUACCAAGCUCCGGCUUCGCUACGCAGCCCUCGCCAUACGCGUACUCAUCGUACAACGGCGGAUUGGCGCAGUCCUUCCCCAACGCACAACAGGACUACAGCAGCUAUGCAUCAGGAUAUGCGGAUCACAGUGUUGCACAAUAUGGUGGAUAUUAUGCCACUCCUAGCUACUCCCCUUAUGUCAGCUCCCCAAGCAGCAGUGGAAGCGCUGGUCACACUUCUUACCAUCUUGGCGGAGGCUUAUCAGAUUCUCCAUCUUCAAUGGUACCAUCAAUAAAUGACACAAGUCCACUGUCACCUAUUAAAAAUGAAGUCCAUGCAGCCAGUAGAAGAUGCAGGGAAAAUUCAGGUGAAAACACAGCUAGCAGAUCUCGGGGCCGUGGGAGACGUAAUACCUCCUCAUCACCAGCACAGCAUGUUCCCGAACCAUCUACUGAAAGAGUAUUCAUCUGGGACUUAGAUGAAACAAUAAUCAUUUUUCACUCUUUACUCACUGGGACUUAUGCUACAAAGUACAAUAAGGACACACAGCAAAUAGUUCAGUUGGGUUUUAGAAUGGAGGAGAUGAUAUUUAGCCUUGCAGACACACAUUUCUUUUUCAAUGAUGUUGAGGACUGCGACCAGGAGCACAUAGACGCGGUGGCAGCGGACGACAAUGGCCAAGACCUUUCCGCAUACAACUUUGCCUCAGACGGCUUCCACGCGAGCGCCGCCACCAGCGCUGGCUUAUGCGCGCCUGGUAUGCGGGGCGGCGUUGACUGGAUGAGGAAGCUCGCAUUCCGCUACAGAAAGAUCAAGGACACCUAUAACAAUUAUAGGAACAGUGUGGGUGGUUUACUUGGACCAGCAAAGAGAGAACAGUGGCUACAGCUCCGAGCAGAAUUGGAACAAGCCACCGAUAACUGGCUUACGCUGGCGUGCAAAUGCCUCAACAUGAUCAAUUCUAGAGAAAACUGCGUCAACGUACUGGUGACCACCACGCAACUUGUCCCUGCACUAGCAAAAGUAUUGCUGUUUGGACUUGGAGGAGUGUUUCCCAUUGAAAACAUCUAUUCUGCAACUAAGACAGGCAAAGAGACGUGCUUCGAGAAGAUAAAGCAGCGCUUCGGCGACCGCUGCACGUACGUGGUGGUGGGCGACGGGCAGGACGAGGAGGCGGCCGCGAAGGCGAAGAACUACCCCUUCUGGAGGAUCUCGAGCCAUUCGGACAUCGCGGCGCUGUACAACGCGCUCGACAUGGGCUUCUUA